Messenger RNA from Ceratina calcarata, 2507 nucleotides. Its product is annotated as parathyroid hormone/parathyroid hormone-related peptide receptor. Gene Ontology annotation, biological process: adenylate cyclase-modulating G protein-coupled receptor signaling pathway; cell surface receptor signaling pathway. The record is from RefSeq and is a predicted model, not a curated record. Gene Ontology annotation, cellular component: plasma membrane. Gene Ontology annotation, molecular function: G protein-coupled peptide receptor activity; peptide hormone binding. NCBI's taxonomy places the organism in Eukaryota, Metazoa, Arthropoda, Insecta, Hymenoptera, Apidae. The transcript is spliced from 11 exons.
AACAGCGCCGGGCGCCGGACGUGUCAACGAGUUCGCGAAAAGUUCAUUGAUCAUCGACGACACUUGUUAUGCAAAUAACUAAAAAUUAAAUAUUAAUACAGACAUAUCAGUGCGAUAAAAUAAGUUCCGAUGACUGUCAAUGGAGUUGGUGAUGGAAGCUUGGAACUACGGUUCUCCUCCACGCUUGGCCUAUGAAAAUUCGUGACGAAUAAAACGCGACUCUAAACAGGAAUCUACGUAGAAUAUUAAGUGAAAGAAGAUUCGACAGGUGCAUCAAUUUUCACGGAAUUAAAAAUUCAGUAUCGGAGUCGUGAGACAAGCAUGGACACAUACGAAGACAUCGACUUCAGUAAGCCAAUCAGUCUGAACAUUCAGGAUCACGCCCGGAAGAUAAAGGCUAGCCAGUGCGACAAUGGGACAAUUUCAUCAAGUGGCUGGUGCCCGGAAUUUUGGGACGAGAUAUUGUGCUGGCCAUCAACCGCACCUGGGGAUCUGGCCAUCCUGCCUUGUCCACCUUACAUCGCCGGAUUCAAUGUUCAAGCGAACGCGUCGAGGCAGUGCAUGAGUGGCGAAUGGUGGAAUAACGACACGAACAGAGCUUGGAGUAACUACAGCCAGUGUUACACGCACGAGCUGGUCACUCUGUUAAUGGAUGUGCCCGGCGGCCAGAACAACGACACUCUCAUUAAGGUAAACGUCGAUGAAAAUGAGCGAGUCUCAAAUAUUUUUUACUUGAUUUAUAUCGGUGUCUAACAUUUGAAAUCCCGGAUGAUUACUUCAAGUUUAUCCCGAAUUGGGCGCAGGAAAUUGAGGUGCCCGCGAAACAUGCUGCACAUGCAUCUGUUCGCCUCGUUCAUCCUACGAGCCUUCAUGGCUCUGAUGAAAGACGUCCUGUUCGUCUCCGGGAUCGCGCUGGCCACGGACGUCACCAUUAAGAAUGGCAAGACCUACUGGUUGGUCGACGAGAGGGAGAGCAGCUGGCUAUGCAAAGUGUUCACCAGCUUCUGGCAGUACUUCAUCCUCGCGAACUACUUCUGGAUAUUAAUGGAAGGCCUCUACUUGCACAAUCUGGUCUUCCUCGCUCUCUUCACAGACGUUAACUCGAGCAUCAUCGGCUACGUCUGCCUCGGAUGGNNNNAUCCAUCGAACGUUUGCUCUUCGAAAAUAAAUAUUGGAAAACUCCUGUACCAUUCUUCAAUGCAUACACGUUUUUCAUUGGCACGUAUGUAUGCGUUUUAUUCACAGAUCAGCUUCGUGUUGUUCGUAAACAUAGUGAGGGUGCUCUUGCUGAAGCUGAAGUCAACAGUUUCCGAGGAGACCCAGAGAUACAAGAGGUGGGCGAAGAGCACUUUGGUCUUGGUUCCGCUGUUCGGGGUGCACUACGCUCUGCUCUUGAGCAUCUCCUAUAGUAUUGGUAUAAACGAGAACGUCGAAGUCGUCUGGCUCUUUGGCGAUCAACUAUUCGCUUCGUUUCAGGGUUUCUUCGUGGCGGUAUUGUACUGUUUCCUAAACGGAGAGGUCCGCUCGGAAGUGUCGAAGGUGAUCAGGAGCCAGAAACUGCCACGGUUCCGCAUCAGGUGGAACUCUAAACAGACGAACCUCAGUAGUACUUGCAGCUGCAACGCGGCGAAGCUCGACCGUCGGGACUCGAAGCGGCCAAGAUGGUGGAAGAAUCCCUGGCCACACUUCGUUCACGAUAGGGCUGCUCGACGAUCUACUCACUCGAUGGCGAGUACACAAGAUAUAGGUACGAGAGGAGGCAGUCUAGCGAGCAGCAAAGGCUAUGUGGAAAUUGCAGGGAACGUGCAGAGUGCACAUCCGGGAAAUCAAAGUCAACAGGCGAAUCACACGUCACCCCUCUACAGCAAAUAUACGGAUCAAUCGCUACUUUCCUUCUGUUCGAACGUCUCCGAGGCUCCCUUCACAGGCCCGAACCCCGAAAGAGUGGUGAAUCACCGUUGGAGCGACUCGGAAUGCUGCAACCUGGCGUACGAACUACAAAGUCUGCACCGGGGCCCUCCAUGAACCUCGUGUUAUCCAAUCUAAGUCAGUUUAUACAUAAAACCGUCUCCACCGAAGGCAAACAGACAUGCAUUCGAGCAUUGCCCAAAAGUCCUCGUAAGUCCAACUAUUUUCAUAUUUCAUAUAUACUUAAAUAAUAAAAUAAAGCUUUUUACUGUCACGUUACGUGUUAAAUAGUGUUUUUAACGAGAAUCUGCAGUUUUGCUCAGGGAUUACUGCAAUUUUGCUUGAUAGAAUAAAUUGUAUAAGUAAUUGACGACCGGCGCAAUGGCGCUGACACGGAGGUUUAUUAAAUUAUCCUAAUGACUGUCUCAUCUCACUUAAUAUCUCUAGCUAUGAAACACAAAAACGAUCUCUGCCAGACUUUUGGGCAGUCGUUUCCAGUUUUAUUAUUUAUGGUAAUUCCGGGAGGGACGGACCAGGUUUUUUGAAACGUCUCAAAAUAUUUUAGAAAUAUUAAAUACUUAAUCGAUUUGUGUAAGGAA